AUGAGAGGAGGUAUGUCAGAGGUGAGAGCAGAUUCCGGCGAUUGUGGUGAUGGAUGUUGCGGCGUGCACUUUGGGAAGCGUGAUCUGGGGUUCGUCGGAGAUUGCGGCAGUUGGGAGCGAAAUCUACAGAGGAGAUCGGAGAGAGGCUUGCGCGGAGGAGAUUUUGGAGGUCGAUUUGUUAGGUCGCGGCGAGUUGCGGUCGUGGAGAGUGAUUGGGUUGCAGUCCAGUUGGUUCAUGGUGGACGGCAGGGAAUUAUAGCUGUUGCGACUGAACACCGGCGGGAAGAGAUUGGAAGUGGUGUUGAACCAGAGCUGAGAUUGAAAGAUUAA
This is a messenger RNA of Vicia faba (fava bean), 330 nucleotides long. The record is from the annotation of a GenBank genome assembly. Lineage: Eukaryota; Viridiplantae; Streptophyta; Magnoliopsida; Fabales; Fabaceae.